AUGCAAGCGGUGAGAUGCCAUGAGGAGCUUCUGGCAGAGGGUCUGCUCGUGGCGUAUGACCGGCACUUAGGGACGGCGAUCUUCAUCUCCCACCAAUGGCGCAGCCGGAACCAUCCGGACCCAGAUGCCCGUCAACUUCGGGUGCUCCAAACUGCAUUGCAGAACCUCUUGUCUGGGAAGACAAGCAUCUCAGCACCCAUCAUCCACGAGAUUGUUUUCGGCUCGGUGCACACUCCCACAGCGGCGGAGCUCUCUGCAACACCUCUCUUUGUGUGGUACGACUACUUUUCUUGCCCACAGGAUGAGGGUGACAAAGCGGUUGCUGAUCGAAUGAGUGCUAUCAACAGCAUUCCGUCCUAUGUUGGCAGGUGCCAGUACUUCAUCAUCCUGUGCCCCGCACAGGAGGACGAGUUUGGACAGAUGCUGAGCGGCAAAACUUGGGCCGAGAGGGCCUGGUGUAGGGCGGAGAGGGUCGCGCGUGAGCUUGCCUGCAGCAGUGGCUUUCCUUUUGCAGUGGAGAGCACCACGCAUGUGACCCUUGUCAACCAACAGCUGGGAUUUUUAUGCCCGCCUGGAGAGGGCCACCUCUCUUUUGAUGAGGAUCGGCAGAAGCUUGCCACGAUAAUGGUGCAGCUCAUUUGGAACAAGCUCUCGCACUGCUUGAUGCAAGGUGACUUGCACAGUUACCGUCUGAUCUUGAAUCAGCAGGAUGCACGCUUGAAGAACCUCGACACCAGACCCGUUGACCUCGCCAUACCGGGCUUCAACCCGAGGGAGAAUCCCGACGAUGACCCGGAAGGGUUCACGCUGGCAAACUUCAUGCACCAGAACGGCUUCGAAACGAUCUCUCAGAGGGAUGAGUCGGGCUGGACACCGCUGUGCUAUGCAGCAAUGAAUGGUGACACCUGCAUCAUUGCGGCACUACUGAAGAGAAGAGCCGAUCCGAACGAGAAAGUGACGAAGAAGGAUCCGAAAGCCUAUGUUCAGAAGAACACUUCCGCCGUUAGCAUCUGUGCCUGGUUCGGCCGGAAUGAAGCAUUGAAGUUGCUCUUGUCUGCACGGGCCCAUCCUGAUGCUCUGUCUGGGCUGAAGCAAACGGCUUUGGAGUGGGCGUGCUGUGGCAACAACGUCGAAGGCGUUCGCUUGCUGCUGGAUGCUCGUGCUGAUCAUACCAUCCAGAACAUCAUGGGCUGCACACCGUUUCAAGCAGGGUGUUGCAUGGGAUCCGUCGACACCAUGCAGGCCAUGUUGGAGCAUGCUCCUGGUCAGAUCCUGCAACACAGCCUGCACUUCAGCCUCUUGUUGGGCGAGGGCUCCGGUCAGGCGGUGUGUAUGCUCUUGCAGUCCCGUGCAGAUGUGAACGAGAGGUGCAACUUCUUCAAGACGAAGACCUAUGGCUGGUGGGCCUUACUCAAAUCCCUAAGCUUGGCACACAGCGCAGGCUACACCUCCAAGCUCCGGAAGCUCGCCUACCACCACCAUGGCGCCACGCCGCUCAUGUUCAGCGUGCUGGCCGGCACCUUCGAGGCCACAUAUGCCUUGCUCCGUGCAGGCGCCCGCACGGACCUGCGCAACGGCCGCGGCAAAGUGGUGCUUGACCUGGCCCGAGAGAUUGGGGCAACAGACCUUAUGAAGGCCCUGGAGGCUGCCUCGCUUCCCUCCCUUGCUUCACCUCUUUCUGCUCCUUCGGCUUCUUGGGAAACUCAGGACCCACUGAUGGCGGAGAGCUUUUGA
Molecule: messenger RNA, 1734 nt
Organism: Symbiodinium natans
Lineage: Eukaryota; Dinophyceae; Suessiales; Symbiodiniaceae
Source: the annotation of a GenBank genome assembly